UCUUCAACGUAGGAACCUAAUUUAUUAGAUAGAAUUUUUAGCGGCCCGAAAUUAUGCGAGAAUUCACUUUGGUAACAUCGAUUACCGUACCUCAUUGUUCAUCCAUUUAAAAUGAAAAACUUCUGCAGGCGAUCUCAAAGUGCAGGAUCUUCAUAUCAAGACAUUUAAAGAACCCGGUCAAUCUAAACAACCGCCAUCUCGUGUUCAGAAGCUCAACCCUCAACCGAAACGGAGAGUAGCUCCUCCGCCUCCCACGACUGCACAGAGUGGAACUAAUGCCCUAAACAUUUUGGUGCUUCGAAAAAAAUCUUCCAAUUUAUUCGACAUGUCUAAGUAUGAAGAAGCAGUCCCGAUUCUAGAAGAACUGACGACCUUACAAAGCCAUAAGGAUUUAGGUACAAUGCUUAUAAUGAUAGAGUGUUUUAUACAACUUGGCAGAGAGAAGAAAGCUGAAAAAAUUAUCGAGAACCUACGAAACAUCUUAAGGACGUCAUCUGUGACCAGUGCUGAUGACGUCAAAACCCUAGCGAUCGAAAUGAUUUCUAAUUCCGCCUACAUACGCGCUAUGAUAUUGCUUCGAAUAUCAAGUGAUAUGUAUAAGGCUGAAUCAAGAUCGCCCAAUGAUGUAAUAAAUUGGAUUGAGCUUUGUGUCAGUAACAUGGAUGAUGCCACUGAGGGAAUUAUAGGAGCCGGUGGUCGGUCUAGAAUUAUUGGAAUUGAUUACGGUAUAGAAUACAUGACAGAAAUGCUAGACGAUCUGCGUCCAGUAAAAAACGCUGACCCUGUGAUUAAAGCAUUGGCUGAAGCUAAGUGCUCGAAUUAUAUAGGAUAUAACUAUGGACUGACAGGUGAAUACGACAAAUGCAUAAAAAUAUGUAUAAAUGGACAGGUAGUUAUGGAGAAACAGUUUGGUUCAAAUGCUUCAAAAUACCGAAUUUACGGUUUAUUGCUGCAUAAUAUUGGCGUUGGAAAUUAUAAUCUACUGAAAUAUUCGAGAGCAAAAUCUUUUUAUAUCAGAGCCGUUGAUGCCAAACAGAAUGCUACUGAUUAUGAGGAUGCAGCAGAGAGAGAGAAUGAUAUUGAUCGGUCGAAAUCUGAUCUGGAAAACACACGGGCAAAAUUAACCUGAUAUCCGAAUUUUAUAUUCACGGCAAGUCGUAAUUUACAGAAAUUGUAUUAUGAAUUAAAUGUUCAAAUUUUCAGUUUACAUUUGCUGUGUAAUUUGAUAAUAUGAAUUUUUUUUACUUGAGAAUACAAGUUAUAUUCUCUCUAUUUACUAAAAUUAUCCCAAAUGAAUGAACAUUUUUAAAAUAUUUAAACCUCUCAUUUACAUUUGAUUUAUGCUGUGUAAUUCUAUACUGGUAAAAAGAUUCAGUAGUUUUA
This is a messenger RNA of Styela clava, 1383 nucleotides long. Lineage: Eukaryota; Metazoa; Chordata; Ascidiacea; Stolidobranchia; Styelidae. The record is from RefSeq and is a predicted model, not a curated record.